Messenger RNA from Betta splendens (Siamese fighting fish), 978 nucleotides. Its product is annotated as neurocan core protein-like. Lineage: Eukaryota; Metazoa; Chordata; Actinopteri; Anabantiformes; Osphronemidae. The transcript is spliced from 6 exons. Bases 79 to 858 code for a protein of 259 amino acids. Gene Ontology annotation, molecular function: signaling receptor activity. The record is from RefSeq and is a predicted model, not a curated record.
GAGGAGCAGCUGAAUAAAAGGAGGAGGACACGCGAGGCUCAACACAGCAGCUCGUCCUCCAGAACAGUUUUCGGCAGCAUGAGGACGCUGGUGCUCCUCAGCCUGUGCUCCGUCGCCUCCCUGCGCCCGGUCGCCUCCCGCAUCCUCCCGGGCCUCUGUGAGAUCAAGCAGCUCCAGGACCAGAUGGCCUGCAACGGCUCGCUGCUUGGCUCCUACUGCCCGCAGUGCGACGCCCAGGGCAACUUCCUGCCUCAGCAGUGCUGGGCGUCCACCGGCUACUGCUGGUGCGUGGACGUGCUGAGCGGGGACGAGGUUCCAGGCACCAGCACGCCGCCCGGGACCCCGCGGGUCGACUGUGACGAGCUCGGACACUGGUCCUGCCCCGACGGCUGGUCCAACUUCGGGGAGACCUGCUUCACCUUCAUCAGCACCCCAAAGAAAUGGAUCGAAGCAGAGGUUUACUGUCAGUUUGACGGAGGCAACCUGGCGUCGGUCCACAGCCAGGAGGAGAAUCACUUCAUCAUGUCUCUGACCAGAGGCUCCACCAACAACUUCCCUCAGACCUGGCUGGGAGGGUUCGAUGCCAUACAUCCUGGAUAUUGGAUGUGGAGCGACGGCUCUGACUUUAACUAUGAAAACUGGUACAACAACCCCCACGGAGAGGAAGGAGGUGACGACGGUGACGGCGGUGACGGCGGUGACGACGGUGACGGCGGUGACGACCACCAUGAUAAACCUCAAAGCAACGACCACUGCCUGAAGAUUAACUAUGAAUAUGACUUGACGUGGUUCCAUGCUUCCUGCACCACAUAUCUCCCCUUCGUUUGUGCCAAGAAGGCGCAUCGUGCUCACCACUGAGCUCCAGGCUGCAGCCGUCCACUCGUCUGGUUCAGGAAUCCUUGUAGUAACAGCAGUAACGUGUGUUGUUAGGACUGUACUGACAAUAUAAAGACAAAAAAACACAAGAAAUAAAUCAUC